Chenopodium quinoa (quinoa) is the source of this 1729-nucleotide messenger RNA. Its product is annotated as B-box zinc finger protein 19-like. Lineage: Eukaryota; Viridiplantae; Streptophyta; Magnoliopsida; Caryophyllales; Amaranthaceae. The coding region runs from base 544 to 1170 and encodes 208 amino acids. Gene Ontology annotation, molecular function: zinc ion binding. The record is from RefSeq and is a predicted model, not a curated record. Gene Ontology annotation, cellular component: nucleus. Gene Ontology annotation, biological process: photomorphogenesis; regulation of DNA-templated transcription. The transcript has 6 exons.
UAAUAAAUAAGUUAGAUAAAAAAAACAAAAAAAAGGAUAUUCUUAUUUUCCAUUUUUUUUCGAUCCUCCGGAAAAGAAGCCAAAGGAAAAUACAACAAAGAGACAAAGACACAGAAACAAAUUGAAAUUAUCCUCCGGAACAGAAGCCAAAGGAAAAUACAACAGAGAGACAAAGACAGAGAAACAAAUUGAAAUUAGAGAGAGAAACUAGAGAGAGAAUUUGAUUUUUUCUGGAGUAGUCUUUUAUUAUUAUCAGUAAGUGGGUUAUGAAACAUCCAACAAUCUGGUACUGUCACCACCUAUUUCUUCCAACUCAACCAUCUGUUUCUUCUUUUAGAUAAAUAAUUUCAUCAUUUAUCUAUUAAUUUAUUAAUUUUAUUAUAACCCUUCUUCUUCAAUCUUCCAUUUCCAUAAAAUACACCCCAAAGUUUCAAUCUUUAUUUAUUUUUUGAAUUGCCCAUUAUCAAAUCCAUGGAAAUUCCAUCCCAAAAUACGAUUUUGUAAUACUUGAAGCUCAGAAUUUGGAGAAAGAAAUAGGGAAAAAUGAGGACUUUGUGUGAUGUUUGUGAAGGUGCUGCUGCAAUCUUCUUUUGUGCUGCUGAUGAGGCUGCUCUUUGCCGUGCUUGUGAUGAGAAGGUCCAUAUGUGUAACAAGCUUGCUAGUCGACAUAUACGUGUUGGACUUGCUGCCCCGAAUGCUGUACCGAAAUGUGACAUUUGCGAAAAUGCACCUGCUUUCUUUUAUUGCGAGAUUGAUGGGAGUUCGCUUUGCCUGCAAUGCGACAUGGUUGUUCAUGUUGGCGGUAAAAGAACUCACAGACGUUAUCUUUUAUUGAGGCAGAGAGCAGAGUUUCCAGGGGAUAAAUAUGUGAAUGUUGAUGACGUGAGCUCACAAGGUGAUCAAAUGGAAGUAAGGAGGGAACCAAAUCAAUCAUCGGACGCAAUUGUGACGGAGAAGGAGCAAAAUCAUGUAGUACAUGUAGAUGGUAAUGGUGUUCCUGAUGCACAAAUGGAUAACAAAAUGAUUGAUCUAAAUGCCAGACCCCAAAGGACUACUGUGCAGUCUCCUAAUAACAAUCAGACACAGGGAAUGGACUAUGUUCCUGGAACUAAUGGUGAUUCUGCAAGUGUUGUUCCUGUUAGAUCUUUUAAAAGUGAGCCGGAAAAAUGAACCAGAUUGCAAAGUCCAGUAUGCAUACUGAAGGCCCCAUAAUCCUGAUCAUACCUUGGGACUUGAAGUUUAUUCUUGCAUGUAAAAAGCCAAAGUCAUAGGCUUAAAAAACAUUCAUAUGAAGUCCCUUACCUUGGCAUGCCCCUGAGGACAAACUCCAUUACUUAAACUGGGUGCUCUUUGUAAGUAGAGUGGAUUCACUGUGGCCGUUGUUACCAUUGCUGAAGUAAGUGAUUACGGAUAAAUGAUAUUGCACAGGCUGAAACUCCAUAUAUGUGUACAGGAGUGAAUUGUUACACACUGGUGAAGAUGAGAGAAAGUAACUACUUUAUAAGCUGUUGGAGUUGCUCCCUUCAUUGAUUUUUGGGAUAAAACCUUAAUUAGGCUUAUAAGUGGUUUUAUUUUCCUCUUUCUUCAUAGACAUGGCUCAGCUCCGAUUCCAAUUUUCUCAAAAUUUAACAUUGUAUGGUCUAGGUUCAAGUAAGAAUGUUUUCAGCUAGAAAUUAUCUAGUAUGCAGUGUUUGAAGCAUCUGCUAUAAUUCUUUAUAAUGAUAAAGCA